This is a messenger RNA of Penicillium taxi, 2808 nucleotides long. RefSeq names its product Glycoside hydrolase superfamily. Lineage: Eukaryota; Fungi; Ascomycota; Eurotiomycetes; Eurotiales; Aspergillaceae. Bases 1 to 2808 code for a protein of 935 amino acids. Gene Ontology annotation, molecular function: protein binding. The transcript has a single exon. The record is from RefSeq and is a predicted model, not a curated record.
AUGACCGAUUCCUAUCCUUCGUCACUAAACAAUGUCUUUCAGGUACCCCUGAAGGACCAAUAUGACCCUGUUCAUUUGACUUCAGACAACAUAGUCCCUAUUCUCGAGCUUCCACUUGCGAAGAAGUUACUGGGCCAUGAUGCUGCCGAUGCGGACGCCGUUGGCAAAGUGGCCGAUAAUGAGAUCUCAUAUACUACCUUCCUUGCCGGCCAAGCGCGAGCAGCCCUCCAAACCCCGCGCGAUGACCUGACCGGCGAGCAAACACAAUCGCAAAUUCUGCACAUUGGUCUGGCAGCCCUUUUCAGCUUUCUUCAGUCGACUGUAACUGGACCUCCUCUGGAUUUCUCCUCGGCAGAUGUUGUUUUCCCUCUUGAUAUUCGAAGCAAUACCGAUACCCUUCGAGCUGUUCGCGCCAAGAUCAAUCGUGAUCUGUCUGUUGAUGGAGAAGCGGCUUAUAAACUUACGCCCAACUCGGAGCUGUUUGCGAUUGCGAAGGCCUUGAUUGUGGAUAGUGGGAUUGAAGGAUCGGUACCUGCAAAGACGGCGCGCAUGCGCGUCAACUUUCUGCACCAGAAAAUGCUUUCGGAGGUUACGAGCACGUUACAAGACUUGAUUUACAAAGAUGUCGGGGAUUUGACCAAGGCCGAGCUCAACUCGGAUGAAACUGGUCGUUUCUUACUAGAGCGUGCUAUUAUCAACACCCACCACGGGUUUGAUGGCAAGGCACGCGCAGAUCUUGACCAGGCAGCUCAGGUCCGAAACUUUGAGUUUGCUCUUACAGGACAGUUGGGAAAGCGAACAAAGUUCCAAGAUCGCGAUCUCAGUCAGCUUGUUGUUCUAGCUAAGAGCGCCGAUGAGUCUCUUGCGUCAACUAAGCCAUCUAAUCCAUCUGGUCCCCAGAACUUGGAUCUGAAUGACGACACCCUACUCGAGGCUAUAUCUUUUGCGGAUAAGAAAUCAACGACCGUUCAGGACAAAUUAUCUGUAACUUUGCAAUCAGUUAACCCUAAUGACCAACCUAUUUUGAGUCCAGUGGACUCGGCAAUUUUGCUGGCUCUGGCAUCUGCUAUCACCAAUACUGCUCCUGAUAGUGGCCUAACCCGCGAGGAAACAGCACCCUACGCAAUCCGAGUUCUGGAGGGUGGUAGUUCGAACUGGCAAAUCUACACAGAAGCACUACUUGUACGUAGUCGGGUGGAGGGUUUCCGUACUCGCACCGUUGAGAGAUCUGUGUUGCAGAUGCAGGCUCUGGUUGACCAGGUGAUCGCAGACACGGCGACCGAUGACUCGGCCGCACAAGAGCCAUCAUCUGAGCCAACUACUUUUUUGCCUCGGCCUGAAAAAUCCGAGUCUGCCCCCGCUGCUGACCGUAUGGAAUAUAUUUGGCUUCUCAACUUCUCCACAAGGUGGAGUUUGGAAGCCGAGCUAGCCAAGCGCUGGGUAGAGCUAGGUGGGCUUCGCACUGCACUAGAAAUUUAUGAGAGACUUCACAUGUGGGCCGAAGCAGCACUGUGCUACGCCGCAACUGAUCGCGAGGGCAAGGCCAAGACUGUUAUUCGCCGCCAACUUUAUGAGCCUACGGGUUCAGAUGAGGAUGAUGAGAGUGAGCUGUUUGAGGGUCCUGAGCGGUCAAUUCUGCCAGCUGAUGCGCCUCGCCUGCUCUGCAUUUUGGGAGAUAUUGAUAAGGACGAGAAGAGGUAUGAGCGUGCUUGGGAGGUGUCGAACCAGCGAUAUGCGCGGGCUCAACGCUACUUGGCUCGUCAUUACAUGGCUCUCGCACCACCAGAGCUAGAAAAAGCCGAAGAGGCUUAUCGAAAGAGUUUGCACAUCAAUCGUCUGAAUCACGGUGCCUGGUUCGCCCUUGGCUGUGUUCAACUCGAGCUCCAGCACUGGGAGGAUGCCACUGAUUCUUUCACGCGCUGUGUCCAAUUAGACGAUACAGAUGGUGAGGCAUGGAGUAAUUUGGCGGCCGCGAUGCUUCAAACAUCAGCACCAGAGCCAGUAUCAGAUGUGGUCACCGAGGGCACUGACGAGACAUCAACCGCCGAUGCCGAAGCAGACCCAUAUAAGCGCAAGCGUGAGGCUCUGACUGCUCUCCAGCGUGCAGCUCAAUUAAAGCACACCGAUGCCCGCAUCUGGGACAACGUUUUGACUGUAGCUGCUUCGAUCCCACCACCACAAACACCAUUCCGUGAUGUAGUCACUGCCCAAAAGCGCGUAAUCGAGCUUCAGGGCGAGAAAAAGGGCGAGAAAUGCAUUGACCUCCCAAUUUUGGGUAUGCUCAUUGACUUCCUCGUUACAGGCUUCGAAUAUGACUCUCUUCUUAUUCCCACCGAUGAAGGUCCCAUUGUCCGCACGGGAACAAUCCCCGGUCAAAUCCUAUCCCUUCUGGACAAUAACAUUGUUCCCCUUAUUACCCACUCUUCAGCCCUGUGGCUGCUCAUGUCUCGAGUUGAAGUAUUCCGUGGCCGACCCAGCCGUGCUCUAGAAGCGCAGGAGAAAGCGUGGCGUGCUACUGUCGCUGCUUCUGCGCAGGGUGCUUUCCAGAUGGGAGACAAGAAGCCUUGGCUUGAGGUUGUGCGUGCAACAGAACGCCUUGUCCGUGAUGGAUACGCGCGAUUUGGACCUAUGGACCGCGAAGAUCAAAAGGUGGCGGGAGAUGCGGAGCUGGAAUUGGUUGCCAGUGACUGGCGAUUCAAGGCUAGGAGUGCUGUGAGAGGUAUCCUGGGCAAGGGCAAGUCCUUCUGGGAGGAUACCGAGGGAUGGUCUCGAUUGAAGGAACUGCAAGGCGAAGUAACUGGUAAUUAG